Zea mays is the source of this 766-nucleotide messenger RNA. RefSeq lists its product as uncharacterized. The transcript is spliced from 4 exons. The coding region runs from base 202 to 522 and encodes 106 amino acids. The record is from RefSeq and is marked validated. Lineage: Eukaryota; Viridiplantae; Streptophyta; Magnoliopsida; Poales; Poaceae. Gene Ontology annotation, cellular component: early endosome; plasma membrane; EMC complex.
UCUCGUCUCGCGUCCACCGCCCGCGCCUAGCCCUCUCCUCGCGUGCCUCUCGCCUCCGGCGCCCCAGGCCGUGCUUGCCUGCCGCGCCCACCGCCGGUCCGCGCUCGCGCCUACACGGAGCAUCAGGAGUUCAGGCGCGGCGAACAGGGGGAAGAAGCAGCCAACCUCGCUCGCUACUCGCUAGCCUAGUCGGCGGUCGCCAUGGGGAUCGGCUACGUAGUGGGCGUUCUCGGCGGCGCCAUCCUCGCCCACGCCGCCUACGCCACCAUCCAGUACCGGGCGGUGCUCAAGAUCACGGAGGAGGAGUUCUCGCGGCCGCCCAUGGAUGUGAUGAUGGAGUUGCUCCUAGGGUUGGCUUUGUGCAUGUGGGCAGGUCUUGCUGUUCCAGCGAAAUUUCUCUCAGUGCUCCCACAUUCUGAGGAGAAUAGGAUCGUCUCGUUCCCGGCUAACCUGGAUUUCAUGAUCUUCAACCACCGGGGAAGAGCGCUGCCGUCAGACUCAGACCUGAAGCUCAAGACAUAGACAUGCCGUUCCAGAAUCCAGAUCUUGUUCCUUAUUUCCCUUGUAACCUGGAGGAGGUUCCAAUUUUGUGCCCGUUUGUUUAGGGGGGAAAGAACUUUUCCUGAAUUCAGAUCACAAGUAGCUUAUCUAUGCUGUAACUCGAUAAUUUGUGGCGUCUUAAUUUCUACUAUCUGUAUGGAGGUGAUUCAAGCUUUUGUUGUAUUCCGAGCAGAUCAAUCCUGUGAUUAAUCAGUAGCUUUUGUUA